UUGUAAUAUCAGAAUUAAUUAAAUAGUUGUUAAAUAGUAAGUAAAAGUAUUUAAACCUAGAAGAGAUACUUAAGUAGAAGGAGAUGCUAGAUAUAAAUACUACAUGGAUGAUUCCGGACAGUGAGUGCUGGAUUUAAGUAGGAGAAGAAGAUGCAUAAACAUAAACAAUGUUUGUGAAAGCUAAAAUAAAAUAAAAACCCAGUCUUUCAAACAUUAAUAAGAAUAAUGUUUAACAAUGUUUUGCUGACAUAAAAGAUGUAGAAGAUAAUCGAUAUGCUAAUAUAACAAAAGUUAAAAUAAAUUCAGUUUAUUAAGUAAACUAAGAAGUACCUUAAGGUUAUAAUGAUAUGGUAGAAAUGGAUCACUUGAAUUAAGCAGAAAUUCUUAUUAAUUUAUAAAGAAGAUACGAUUAAGAUUUAAUAUUUACAUUUAUAGGUCCUACACUUGUAGUGAUGAAUCCUUACAAGUUAAUUCCAAAGCAUUUUUCAAAUGAAACUCGUAAUAUUUUUUCAUAAUAAGCAAAACACCAAGGCUACAUCGAUUAUAAAAAAAAUGAUCCACAUACUUAUGCUGUAGCUGCUUAAUCAUAUUGUAAGCUUUUUGAGUAAAAUAAAAAUCAAGCCAUAGUAAUAUCAGGUGAGUCAGGUGCAGGAAAGACUGAAAAUGCCAAAAUAUGCAUGUGUUUUCUUACAGGAUUAAGCGGAUAAGAUGCUGAAAGAAGACCUAGUAUAUAAAAUAGUACUUCUCCAGCUAAUAAAAAUAAAAAUAAUAUUGAAGAUAGAAUUUUGGGAUGCAACCCUAUAUUAGAGGCGUUUGGAAAUGCAAAAACUGUUAGAAAUGAUAACAGCUCUCGUUUUGGAAAAUUUGUAUCGAUUUAAGUAGGGAAAAAAUCAAGAAAAAUUAAAGGUGCUACAAUUUAGAACUAUUUACUAGAAAAGAGUCGUGUUACCACUCCUGGUCCUGGAGAGCGCGGUUACCACAUAUUUUAUCACUUACUCUACUGCGGAUAAAACUAACUUUUAGAAAAUUUAUAAUUGGUAGGUUAAUAUUCAAAACCACAAAAUCUAAAUUACUUAAAAGUUAGUAAUUGUUAUGAAGUAUCAACUAUAAAUGACAAUGCUCUGUUUAAAGAAGUUGUUGAGGCCUUUCAUACUAUGGGUAUUAAUUAAGAAGAAUAGGAUACUAUUUUUAGGAUUAUAAGUUCAAUCCUAUUGUUGGGUAAUGUCUAAUUUGACUAAUCCACUUUAACUGACACACAACCAUGUACUGUUAAGGAUGAAAAGCUUCUCAAAACAAUUUCAGAUCUGUUAAAGCUGGAUUUUUCAUCUCUCUUGAGAACAAUUAACACUGUUACAAGAAAAAUAGGAUCCUCUGUAAUAUAUUCACCCAAAAAAAUAGAUGAAGUAAUUUCCUCAAGGGAUUCUAUUGCUCGUAAUAUGUAUGAUAGAAUGUUUUCGUGGAUAGUUACUCGUUUGAAUAAUUCAAUUAAUAUAAAAGGAGAAAAUGGCAAAGAAAAUGAAAAUGAAGCUUAACUCUGCAUAGGUUUACUUGAUAUUUUUGGCUUCGAGGUAUUCGAAGAAAACUCUUUUGAGUAAUUCUGUAUUAAUUAUACCAACGAAAAACUAUAAUAAUUGUACAUACAAUACGUAUUUAAAUCUGAAGAAUAGGAAUUUAUUAUUGAAGGACUAGAAAAAUACAUAAAUUAACUAGGGUACAAAGAUAAUUAAAAUAUCAUUGAAGUACUUGAUAAUCAUCCUAUUGGUAUAUUUUAGCUUAUCGAUGAGUCGUCAGCUCUCGCACAGUCUGAUGAUAAAAAGCUAUAUGAAAGCAUCUAUAGAAUAAAUAAUGGAAAACCUGAAGUGAAGUUUGUAAAUAAAGGAAAUAAAAAAAUUUUUUAGAUUGUCCACACAGCAAAACCUGUAGAUUAUUCAAUAGAAGGAUUUAGAGAUAAAAAUAAAGCUGAAAUAAGCUAAGAGCUUUAGUUGACUAUAGCUUAAAGUGAUGAUCCUAUAGUUUCCUCAAUAUUUUUAGGAAUUUAGGAUAUCAAAACUAGUAAGAAUGAUAAAAUUGCAGCCAUUAAUUAGUAGUAGUAUUAGACUAAAAGUACAAAGGAGAACAAAUUUUUAGGAAGUAAGUUUAGAGCCUAAAUGAAGUAGCUCAUGGAUGAAUUAAUCUAAUCAGACUGCCAUUUUAUAAGAUGUAUAAAACCAAAUGAGACAAAAAGAGCAAAUAAUUUGAUUCAAGGAUAUGUAUUGAUUCAAAUAAAAUAUUUAGGAGUUUUGUAAGCCAUUUUAGCUAGAAAAGAAGGAUUUCCUUAUAGAAAAGACUUCAAAGUACUAUUUUAGCAAUUUAGUGGCAUGAUUGAAAAGUAUAGAACUUUAAGCCUUUAAAAGAUUGAGAGCCAGAAUUUGGAUUUAAAAAAUAUAUCCCAAGAUAUCCUCUAAGAGCUUUUCAAGAAUAAUAAAGAUGUUUUAAAACAUGUUUUAGUUGGAAAAACAAAAAUAUUUGCAAAGGAUGAUUUUGGUAAAAUCUUAGAUGAGAUGCUGUUUAAAUGGUAUGAAUAGAAGAAAUCAUUAAUAUUCAAAAUAAUUAAACAAUUUUAAGUUUACUAAUUUAAAAAAAAUCUAAAAGCUAAUAUGAAAAUUCUAAUGAAAGCUAUCAAAACUUUUCAAAAAAUUUCUGCUGUAUUUAAAAUGAAAUGUCAAAGAAAGAGAUUUUUACAAGUUAAAAAAUCAACAGCAUUAAUUUAUAGCUUAAUGUGUAAGAACUUUAAAAAACAAUUUAUAAAAUAGUGGAAUAUUAAAACAAAAUAAAUUAUAGUCGCAUAAAAAUAGAAAGAAAGAGAAUAAGCUGAAUUAUUAGCAAAAUAAAAGCUGGAAGUAAAAUAAUAAUAAAAUGAGAUGAAUAAAGAUGAAAUAGAUCAAUAAAUUGAUUAAAAUUCUAUUUUAUGUAACACAAUAGAUAGAAAAGAUAACUACAAUACAAAUUUAUCAUAAGAGUAUGCUACUAUAAGUAAUUACAAUACAUUUAAUGCUGUCAACAAUAACUAGAAUAAUAUAGAAAUGAAGCAAAACUAUAAAGAUUUGUAAGAAAAUUACUUAUCAUCAAAAGGAGAAGCUGACAUGAAUGAGAAGAUGAAAUAAGAAUUUGAAUAAAUUUAGUAAAAGAACAAGGAAAUUCUUUAAGAUGCCCAAUUAGAAGAUGGACUGCCUUAAAAAAUAAAGUUGAAAUCAAAGGUCGAAUCAUUUUUAAAUUUAGAUAAUCCUAAUAUGAUCCGCCCAGGUCCUAAUGAAAAGAGCAAAGAUUGCUUAAUUGAUUUCAAUGAAUGCAAUCAAGAAAUGAUCUAAAAAAUUGAAUAAAGUAAUUAUUUUGAAAUAAUUAGUACUAUUGUGGUUAUUAGAAAAUAUAAUUCUACUGAUCAAAAUCCAUUACAAAAAAUGCUUUCUUAUUAAAAGAGGCAAUUAAAAAAACCUCUCACAAGUAUCGAUAAGCAUUAUGAACCUAUAGCAACGAAAGCUUUUUCUUAUAUGUUAAAAUAUGCUGGAGAUAAACCUUGCGAAGAAAUUCAUCCCAGAAUCAUUGCUUGGAAGCUUGCUCAACUAAUUCUUGAUUAGGAUGUACAAGAAGUUACUGAUGAAAUAUUCUUGUAGGUUAUAAAAUAGCUAACUAAUAAUUCAGAAGAAAACAUAGAGUAAUAUUUUAAAAUUGCAGCUUUGAUAGCUAGUUGCGUUGUUUUAUCUUGUCGCAUAGUAUUUCCAUCAAUGAAUUUUUUCUUGGAAUAAGCAAGGCAUUAUGAAAAAAGUGGUAAAGAGAAAUUGAUGGAAUGGUGCAAAUUUAUAUUGUCCAGGAUCGGAAAUAGCUAUAACUUUGAUGAAAAUAUGUAAUUUCCAUGCUAUAUAUUUAAAAGAGAAGAGAUGCCAUUAAAAGAAGAGUUUAUUGCCUUAGAGAAUAUGUUUUCUAUUCAAAUUCCAAUUCACUUUUAUGGAGACCGCUAAAAAUACUUUAAGGUAGAAUCAUAUACCAAAAUUUGUAACAUGGUGAGCCAAAUUGGCUUAGAUUUAGAAAUUCUUUAUGAUAAAAACAGUUAUGGAUUAGUCGAAUACAUAACUGUUGAUGCAGUUACUAAAGUUUAAAUUUUAGAUUUUGGAAUGAGAAUACUUGAUUGGAAAGCCAAGAGGUAUCGUGAUAGAUAACAAUAUUUACAAAAAAAUCCAGGUAAGACUUUUGAAAUAAAACUAUAUUACCAAUGUAUCAUUUUUCACAGCCCAAAAUCUUAAAAUAUUGACACUAAUCUUAUGACAUAUCUAACAUAUGUAAACGAGUAUUUGCAUGGAUUGUAUUUCUUUGAUUUUAACACAAACAAAGAUUAAAUAUAAAAUAAAUUAAUUGACUACCCAAAAGAAAUUACAGAAAUUGAUUUUAUUGUUGAGAUGUCUGCAGCUAAGGUGCUAGCUGAUUAUAAAAUCUAUAAAAAGGAAAAUAUUAUCUUACAAAAUUGCAUCCCAAAUUCAAAAAUUAUUUUCAUAAGACAUGAAGUGUGGAAGGUCAAAAUCGAAGAUUAAAUAUGUAAGUUAUAACAAAUUAUAAAAACUUAAAGACAAGCAAGGACUUAUUUCUUGAAUAGGAUGAAAGAGUACUAAGGGAAGUACUACUUUUCUUAAAAAUUUUUCUGUAAAUUUAGUUAGCACCCAAACUUUUUAGAAUAAAAGGAAGCUAUUUGCUUGACUAAAUUAGGCUAUGUGUACAUUAUUGAAUAGCAAACAUACAAGUAAUUGUUAGAAAUUUCUUAUAGAGAUAUAAAAGAUUUUAGCAUUAAUUUUUAUUCCUAAUCACUUGUUUUGUAUACAGAAUAAAAUAUUUAUCAAAUAUUUUCUUAGUAUGCUUUGAAUAUAUACUACAACAUUAAAUCGUAUUGCUAAACUCUUGAAGAAUUAGAUAAUGAUAAUAUCUAAGAAGAUAGAAAUUGCUUUUAAACUAAUGAAAAUUUGCUAAAUAAUUCAAAUGAAAAAACUGUUUAUGAUUCGAAAAAUUCUAAUCAAGAUCAAAAAUCAGAUAAUUCAUAAGUACCAAUAAAUAUGAUUGAUAAAGUUAACGAUGAUACUAUUGUAAUCGAAAUGCAAUAAUACUCAUCUAAUGAUUGUAAAAAAUAAUAAUCACAAAAGACUUAAAAAAAUGUGAGAAAUGGAAAUUUAAUCACUCCUGUUAAAAAUUAAAGCACAUACUAAAAUGAACCUUAAAUACCAAAUUAUUCAGCUAAUAUUAAUAGAGGAAGUGAAGAAUAUUUUGAUAACUCUCCUAACUCAUAAUAUUCAAGUGGCCAAAAUAAAUUAAUUAAUAACAUUUAAAAGAAUGAUUAAAAAUUAUUUUAAGAAUCAAAGAUAAAUCUAAAUAAAUAGUUACAAGAAGCUUAAAAUGACACAAGUAAUAUAGACCAAACUAACAGGUCAUGCAAUUUAUAUGAAAAUCUGCUAUGAAAUAAUUAAUUAAAAUUUUAAAUAAAUGAAUUAAUUUAAUUAAAAAUUACUUUAAUAUCAUUUGAUUAGAUUAUUUUUCAUAAAUGAAUGAUGGAUGGAUCACUUUUUAAUUAAAUUAUUAAUUAUAUUUUAUAAAAAUUAAUUCAUUCAUAUUUAUUUACAAAAAUAAUUAAUAUAUUAUAAUUCAAAUUAACAAUUUAUACUUCAAAUAAAAUAAAUACCAUAAUGUUAAUUAACAAA
Tetrahymena thermophila SB210 is the source of this 5714-nucleotide messenger RNA. Its product is annotated as myosin head protein. Gene Ontology annotation, biological process: actin filament organization; vesicle transport along actin filament. The record is from RefSeq and is a predicted model, not a curated record. Gene Ontology annotation, molecular function: ATP binding; actin filament binding; microfilament motor activity. The transcript has 4 exons. NCBI's taxonomy places the organism in Eukaryota, Ciliophora, Oligohymenophorea, Hymenostomatida, Tetrahymenidae. Gene Ontology annotation, cellular component: vesicle; myosin complex; actin cytoskeleton.